Molecule: messenger RNA, 2960 nt
Organism: Phragmites australis (common reed)
Lineage: Eukaryota; Viridiplantae; Streptophyta; Magnoliopsida; Poales; Poaceae
Exons: 7
Coding region: 110-2686 (858 amino acids)
Biological process (GO): positive regulation of transcription by RNA polymerase II
Cellular component (GO): NSL complex; Ino80 complex; MLL1 complex
Molecular function (GO): G-quadruplex RNA binding; protein binding
Source: RefSeq, a predicted model, not a curated record
CCUACCGAACCCUUCGUCCUCUUCCCCUGUCUCCUUUCUCCUCUAAACCCUAAACCACACACGCUUCCUAGCUCCCGCCCCUCCUCGAAGCGGCGGCGGUGGUGUCGGCAUGGGCGCCCUCUCUGCGUCGACGUCCUCAGUGAACUGGCUAGUCGAGGACGACAUCCUCCUCAAGAACGCCGUCGAGACUGGUGCCUCAUUGGAGUCCUUAGCGAAAGGAGCUGUAUGCUUUUCCCGUAAAUACACUCUUCAAGAAAUACAGUAUCGUUGGAAUUCAUUGUUAUAUGACCCAGAGAUCUCAACACAAGCUUCUUCUCGGAUGGCUGAGUAUGAGAAUGAACUUUCCACUUCCAAUCCGGCCAAGGCACAUAAACUUUUCAACUCAAAAGCAAAGGAUUUUUCGUUUCAGAAACGGAAAAUAGACAGUGUAAAGAAUCUAUAUUAUGCGAUGAGAAAGAGAGUCUGCAAUGAUCCAUGUAACACUGUUGACCUUGGAUUUCUUAUUGCCCCUUGUUCAUGUAUAGCAGCUGGUAGCGAGUGUGUAUGUGAAGGCCUACCUAAACUUUCGCAAGGCCAUCAUGUCAUUAACAAUAUUGAACCAGGGCUGAGUUCAGUGAGCCGCUAUGGGCAAUUGGGUGCAAGCUACAACAGUGGACAUGUAUAUCCUGAAAUCAAUGGGCAUUCUUUCCAUGCAAAGCACACUGAGAGCAUGGUAAGAGAUGGGGACGCCACCAAUAACGUCCCGUAUGGUUACUCAGAUGUAGGUCAAAUAUAUGAACAUCAUGCCUACGCAGCAAAGAAUCGUGGGAGUAAUGAAGGGAACAAUGUUAUUCUUAAGGAUAUCACAGAUUUUCAGGAUUCUAUGCAGUUUCAGCAAUUGGACAGCAAUCAAUGUGGUAAUGGAGUGGCAGAAUCAAAGACGUUGGUGAUCCCUAAUCAAAUUGGAGUUGAACAUGACCAUUUCAAUGGAAGUGUGCAAGAACCUAUCCCUCUCCACGUGAUUGGUCAACCUGAGGGUUCUCAAACACCUGGUGGGGCAAUCUGGAGCGCAGUUCAGGAAAGAGACAGACUCGCUCUUGCUGAUGAUAAGAAAAUAAAGUCACAAAACAGACACCCUCUCACAUUUCAAGCAAAUUUAGAUGGUCGGAUUUGCACAUCUGAUUUAGAACACGCAGCAAUACCGGAAGGUGAUUUCAUAGAUUUUCCAUUUUUCGGUAACAGUGAAGAAUUUGAUAUCCUGAAUGGUGAAAACUUUUUGAAUUCUCCAAGUGAGGCAAAUCAGGAGGAUUUGGAUGAUCCUGCCUCCAAAGCUGUACCUGGGGUGAGAUCAACCAUGCAAAAUCUGACACACCCCAACGAGGCCAAUAUGUCUUGUCAUCAAAUAGAUCCUGGCCAUGUGAAAAAUAACGUAGUAGAUGUUUCUGGUAUUAUCUUGGUUCCUACAUCAUUAGAAGUGCCUUGUCCUGGUCGGUAUGUUGAGUGCAUAUUGAACACAGAAGAUCCUGAAAUACCUUGCAAUGAUGAUGUUACACCUGGUGAGUAUCCUCUUCACUGUUCUGCUUCUACCUUCGGCCAGAAAUCCGAGAACACUAUCUGUUCGGUCUCCCCUGGAACCAGCCCUCCAUCAAAUGCUGAACAUUCCGAAGCAAGUGACUUGGCCCUAAUAAAGGGGGAAGAUAUGGCAAAUAUCCAACCUUCAUCACAAACAAUGAAGCUUGGCCCAUCCAAUUCAGAACAAAAAGAAGGUUCAGUGGCACUUAAUAAAGGUGGUGUCCUCGAAGCUAAGCUGUCAGAAGGUCCUUCAACAGCUGGAAUCCUUUUGACUGGUAAUAUGGACAAGGAUGAUGCAAACACAUGCAUGCUAGCUUUGCCCUCUUUUAGUGCUGCUGGAUUUGGUGAAGGAUCAACUUGUAGUUUAGGACAACAUGAAAGUUUUGAUAACUCUCAUGGAUUGACUUUGCAAAAUUCAGUUCAAGUUCCUGAUCAGAUGCAAUACAACUCACAUGAUAAUGGACCGGAAUUAGGUGAGGAGUCUGCUCUGCAGAACUGUAUGCCGUCCAAUGUUCUAUCAGAUUUGGGUAUUCAAGAACCUGUUGCAAUUGUGCCAAUACCAGCUCAAGCAAAAGAAUGCUCUGACAAUGAAAAUGACGUUCCAAACUAUUAUGAUAUAGAAGCUUUGAUUCUUGAUCAGGAUCUAAUCCCGUGGGAUCAAGACUCUGAUUUGAUGCAUCCUGAAGUUACCAGCUUUCAGCAACCGGAAAGCAGGAAGUCAUUGAUAAGGCUGGAGCAGGGUGCUCGGUCUUAUAUGAACAGAGCUAUCAUGUCUCGUGGUGCCUUUGCAGUUAUCUAUGGAUUGCACUUGAAAUCCUACAUAAAGGAUCCUGAGGUUACUCUUGGAAGAGAAACAGAAGAUGUAAAAGUUGACAUUGAUUUGGGAAAAGAGGGGAGGGCAAAUAAAAUAUCGCGCCGACAGGCGGUUAUCAAGAUGGAUGAAACUGGGUGUUUCCAUAUCAAGAACAUUGGAAAAUGUCCAAUAUUUAUUAAUAGCAAGGAGAUUCCAAGCUGCAAACGCAUCAACUUAAGCUCUGACUCAUUAAUCGAGAUAAAGGAAAUGCGGUUUAUUUUUCACGUAAAUCAGGAUGCUGUGAGGCAGUACCUUGCUCGUGACCUGAAGCCAGAACGCUAGUUUCAUCUUGGUUUUGAGUCAGCACGCUGCGAGUGAGCAGCUCAUUAACAACGAUAGUGGAAGUAAAUGUUGAGUGAGCCAGAACGCCUGUGUCUGUAGUCUGUAUAUAGAUGUAGUGUCACGUGUGUUGUGUCAUUCUGUGCCGUUCAAUGAGCAUGAUAGAUCCUUCAUGUCCAGUACACCAUUGCUCAGUCUGUACUGACACUCCGAGAGUCCCAGUCAUAUUUUCAUAUGAAAGUUGGCACCCUACAUUAUGGUGAGUGCCAAGAGCCAA